Messenger RNA from Engraulis encrasicolus (European anchovy), 2209 nucleotides. Its product is annotated as ras and EF-hand domain-containing protein-like. Bases 249 to 1619 code for a protein of 456 amino acids. The record is from RefSeq and is a predicted model, not a curated record. Gene Ontology annotation, biological process: vesicle-mediated transport. Lineage: Eukaryota; Metazoa; Chordata; Actinopteri; Clupeiformes; Engraulidae. The transcript is spliced from 14 exons. Gene Ontology annotation, molecular function: GTP binding; GTPase activity.
GAGCGGAAGUUGACCAACCCGCGAUUCGGCUUCAUCAGAGAACCAGUCCCUCCCUAGCCAGUCACGCAAGGCAGUUUGUUUUAUUUUACGCACGGCGUUUCAGGGAUCACAUUUCAAUAUAUAUAAAAAGUUUUAGACUCUUUUUUGUUCUGCAUUAAUCACAAACACAAUGAGCAUCUCACACAAUAGAUGUUUAUCCACGUAAGCACUGAAUUUGACAUUCAUUGUCGACAACAACGAACUUCUAAAUGACGAAGACAGCUCGUACCUCGGAGGACGAAGUUGCUUGCUCUUUGGAUAUUGAGCGCGAAGCAGAAGUAGUAGUUACACCAACGAUGGACUGUUACCAGUUGAAAGAUUUUGAGGAUUCGGUGGUCUUUGAUGAGGAUUUUUCAGGAAGGAAUAAGAUGCGGCUGGAGACCUGCCUUGUUCGAUGCAAGGCUAAAUACGAGAAGGAAUUGGCAGACUCUCGUGCCGAAGUCCACAACCUGAGACAGGAGAACGAGCAGCUGAGGACAGGCCUGUUGAAGGCACAAGCUGAGGUUGCACGCAUGCGGAGCCAGCUGGACCAGCUCAGGCAGGAGUUCACUGAGAUGGCUACAUCAACACCCUUCGAUCAUUCUUCUUCAGACUGUAUAUUUGUAGAUCAGCCAUCAACCUGUGGAAUGCCAAGUUCUGAAAUGCCUGGACUUCUAAGGCCUACUCAGAAGCGGACCUUGUUUUUUAAAAGUGGAUUUUCAGACAGUGAGUCCAUUUUAGAUCCUUUGAGCAUAGAGGAGCGCGAUGACAGUGACAGGGAGGGGCCGCAGACUGCAUCUGCACUCAGCAAGCCAAGUUCUGAAAUCCCUGGACUUCUAAGGCCUACUCAGAAGCGGACCUUGUUUUUUAAAAGUGGACUGUCAGACAGUGAGUCCAUUUUAGAUCCUUUGAGCAUAGAGGAGCGCGAUGACGAUGACAAGGAGGGGCCACAGACUGUAGCUGCUCUCAGCAAGGUGGGGUUGUUGUGCAGAGCGGAGAAAGGCGCCCCUACUGGUAUGUGUCGCUUGGUGCUGGCAGGAGAUGUGGGCUCAGGGAAGUCCAGCUUCCUGCUGCGACUCAGUCACCACACCUUCAGAGAGGACAUGCUCUCCACUGUGGGGGUUGACUGCAAAGUGCAGCAUAUGGUCGUGGAAGGGAAGAGGAUGGCUUUACAAAUAUGGGACACGGCCGGACAAGAACGGUUUCAGAGCAUUUCCAGGUCAUACUUCCAGAAGGCUCAUGGCAUUCUCCUUCUCUAUGACCUCUCCAAUAAAAAGAGCUUCAUCAACAUCACUAAGUGGUUGGAGCAAAUUGAGGCCUGCACAGACACCGCUGUGCCCAUGUGCCUGGUGGGAAACAAGGCAGACCUGAGAGAGACCGUUCCAGAUGAGCAGUGUGUAAGUUGGGCCAGUGGCAUGCGUUUGGCCAAGGCAUGUGGGGCCCUGUUCUUAGAGACCAGUGCCAAAGAUGGAUCUAAUGUCGUGGAGGCCGUAUUGCACCUUGCAAGGGAGGUGAAGAAGGCGGGAAGGGCCAUGACGGACUCAAGUCUUCAGCUGUCCAGCCUGGGGGACAAGUAUGCUGCUGAGAGCAAAUGCUGCUGAGAGUUCACUGUCCUAAUCCAGCUCAUUGGCUUGUUUUUGAAAUAACAGUUUAUAUUAAUGCAAUUAGCAAUAAUACUCAGGUAGGCCGUGGCAUUUAAACGAUGCUCAAUUGGCACUAAGGGGCCCAAAGUGUGCCGAGAAAAUAUCCCCCACACCAUUACACCACCAGCCUGUGCAGGUGAUACAAGACAGGGAUGGAUCGUUCUCGGACCAUUCUCUGUAGACCCAAGAUAUUAUUGUAUGUGAAGAUCCCAGGAAUCAGCAGUUUCUGAAAUACUCAGACCAGCCCUUCUGUCAUCAACAAUCAUGCCACGUUCAAAGUCACUUAAAAUUACCCGUUGAGUGUAAUGUUAGUAUUGAUGUAUAAUGACCAUGUGAUUUAUUCUGUUUUAGCUCCGCACCAACACAUUUCAUUUCUAUUCGUUUCUAAUGUUGCAGCACUUGUACAGCACAAAAGGACACUUGUUUAGUGAGUUCACCAUUUAGAGUUGUUGAAUUUUUUUAUUUAUUUAUUUUUAAACCUGAUAAACUGUUUAUUGUGGCCAAAUAAAGUAUUUUUCUAUUCAUAAAAUCAGGAAGUAUUCAGAGUA